Gymnogyps californianus (California condor) is the source of this 1485-nucleotide messenger RNA. RefSeq names its product potassium voltage-gated channel modifier subfamily S member 3 (gene KCNS3). The record is from RefSeq and is a predicted model, not a curated record. Gene Ontology annotation, biological process: protein homooligomerization; potassium ion transmembrane transport. Lineage: Eukaryota; Metazoa; Chordata; Aves; Accipitriformes; Cathartidae. Gene Ontology annotation, molecular function: voltage-gated potassium channel activity; protein binding. The coding region runs from base 1 to 1485 and encodes 494 amino acids. The transcript has a single exon. Gene Ontology annotation, cellular component: membrane; voltage-gated potassium channel complex.
AUGGUUUAUGGUGAAUUUUUCCGCAGACCUGGCAAAGAUGCAGAACUUAUCAAUUUGAAUGUGGGUGGCUUUAAGCAAUCGGUGGAUCAAAGCACCUUGCUCCGAUUUCCCCAUACCAGACUUGGGAAACUUCUCAAAUGCCAUUCAGAAGAGGCUAUUCUAGAACUGUGUGACGAUUACAGUGUUGCAGACAAGGAAUAUUACUUUGACAGGAAUCCUUCCUUGUUCCGAUAUGUUCUGAAUUUUUACUACACGGGCAAACUUCAUGUCAUGGAAGAACUUUGUGUCUUUUCCUUCUGCCAGGAAAUAGAGUACUGGGGGAUAAAUGAGCUGUUUAUUGACUCCUGCUGCAGCAAUCGGUACCAAGAAAGGAAGGAAGAAGGUCCUGAGAAAGACUGGGAUCAGAAGAGCAAUGACAGAAGUAUAGACUCCUCUAACGAAGAGUCAUCCAUAUUUGAUAAAGAGCUGGAAAAGUUUGACAAUCUGUGUUUUGGUGAAAUAAGAAAGAAGAUCUGGGUCAGAAUGGAAAAUCCUGCAUACUGCUUGUCUGCCAAGUUAAUUGCCGUGUCGUCCCUCAGUGUUGUCCUGGCGUCAAUUGUGGCCAUGUGCAUUCACAGCAUGCCAGAGUUUCAAAGGCUGGACGCCAACGACAGGGAGAUUGAAGACCCUGUGCUGGAAGCUGUGGAGAUUACGUGCAUCAUCUGGUUCACUGCUGAGCUAGUGAUCAGGCUCAUCACUGCUCCAAGUCAAAAGAAGUUCUGGAAGAAACCACUGAAUAUCAUUGAUUUUGUCUCUAUUAUCCCAUUUUAUGCCACGUUGGCUGUGGACACGAAGGAAGAAGAAAGCGAAGAUAUUGAAAACAUGGGAAAAGUGGUUCAGAUUCUGCGGUUAAUGAGGAUAUUUCGCAUCCUGAAACUGGCCAGGCACUCUGUAGGACUGCGGUCUUUAGGCGCCACUCUGAGACAUAGCUAUCAGGAAGUUGGACUUCUGCUUUUGUUUUUGUCUGUUGGGAUUUCUAUUUUUUCAGUGCUUGUCUACUCAGUGGAGAAAGAUGAUGACUCAUCAGAACUGCACAGCAUCCCUGUUUGCUGGUGGUGGGCAACCAUCAGCAUGACCACUGUUGGUUAUGGGGACACUUACCCGGUCACACUUGCUGGAAAGCUGCUUGGUACCCUGUGCAUUAUCUGUGGGAUACUAGUGGUAGCACUUCCAAUCACCAUUAUUUUCAAUAAGUUUUCAAAGUACUAUCAAAAACAAAAAGAUAUUGAUCCAGAUCAAUGCAACAAUGACCGCAAAGAGAAAUGUAAUGACCUACCUUAUUUUAACAUUAGGGAUAUUUAUGCAAAAAAGAUGCACUCCUUCAUUUCUAGCCUUUCUUCAGUAGGCAUUGUAGUUAGCGACCAAGAUUCAACAGAUGCCUCCAGCAUCCAAGAUAUGGAGGAUGUUUAUAACACAACAUCUUUAGAGAAUGGUACAGAAAAAUGA